Molecule: messenger RNA, 2010 nt
Organism: Cornus florida
Lineage: Eukaryota; Viridiplantae; Streptophyta; Magnoliopsida; Cornales; Cornaceae
Exons: 2
Coding region: 1-2010 (669 amino acids)
Biological process (GO): DNA integration
Molecular function (GO): RNA-DNA hybrid ribonuclease activity; nucleic acid binding
Source: RefSeq, a predicted model, not a curated record
AUGCGCAACCUUCCGGUUCUAUCUGCUCCCGAGCCGAAUGAGAAGCUCUUUCUGUAUCUUGGGGUAUCCAGUAUAGCGACUAGUGCCGUUCUGAUCCGUUGCAAACAAGGAAAGCAAUUCCCGAUAUUUUAUGUUAGCAAAAUAAUGUCUGAGCCGGAAAGAAUGUACUCAAGGGCCGAACGAAUGAUCUUGUCGCUGGUCAACGCAAAAAGGAAGCUUAGACAUUAUUUCGAAUCUCAUCCGAUCGUCGUUUUAACAACUUUCCCUUUAAGAAUGAUCCUGCACAAACCGGACCUAUCGGGGAGAAUGACCAAGUGGGCCAUUGAAUUGAGUUCAUUUGAUAUUGCGUACGAGCCCAGGACGGCAAUCAAAGGUCAAGCGGUGGCGGAUUUCCUACUUGAAUGUGAUGCUGAAGAUUUAGUGGAGGAUUACUUGUGGAAACUCUUCGUGGAUGGCUCUUCGAAUCAAAUGGGGGUAGGGAUUGGAAUCCAAUUGCGAACACUAGAAGGAACCACGCUGAGCCAAGCAAUAAGACUUGAAUUCAACGCAACCAACAAUGAGGCAGAAUACGAGGCUUUGAUAGCUGGGCUGAAGUUGGCUAAAGAACUGAAGAUCAAGAAUCUGAUUGCUUAUAAUGAUUCACAACUAGUCAUUCGGCAAGUCACUGGGGAAUAUGGGACCAAGGAUAAGACCAUGGAAGCAUACCAAACUGCGGUUCUGCGUGAGGCGAAAGGUUUCGAUCAGAUCAGGUUCAUCCAAUUGCCAAGAGAGUAUAACGAAGAUGCCAACCGCUUGGCUUGUAGUGCAUCCAGUUCUGGAGAGACUUUGGCUAGGGUCAUCCCGGUUGACGUGCUGGUCCAACCUUCCAUUUUUUAUGAGCUGCCUAAUCCGAGCACUCAGCAUUAUAAUGUUAUACCAUAUGAGCCGAGCUGGAUUGAUCCGAUAAUGGCUUUCAUACGUAAUGGUGUACUCCCCGAGCAGAAGGACGAGGUAAGAAAAAUUAGGUCCAAUGCUAUAAAGUAUGCCAUUGUGCGUGAUCAGUUGUAUAGACGCUCCUUUUCGGGUCCAUAUUUGAAGUGUGCUACCCCAACAGAGGCUAGACAGAUUAUGCGAACCAUUCAUGAGGGAGUAUGCAGAAAUCAUUCAGGAGGAAGAUCUUUAGCACACAAAGCAAUGACACAAGGGUACUUCUGGCCAAACAUGGCACGAGAUGCAGAGGAAUUCUCUAGAAGAUGCGAUAAAUGCCAGAGGUUCGGGCCAUUGAUACAUCAACCACCUGAAGACCUGCAUGUAAUGGCCACCCCAUGGCCUUUUGCGCAGUGGGGGAUGGAUGUGGUUGGCCCUUUGCCGACGGCAAAAUUGCAGAAUAAGUACGUUCUGCUAGCAACUGAUUACUUCACCAAAUGGGUAGAAGUAGAGCCGUACCCUAGUGUCACCCAAACUCAAGUAAGACGCUUCAUCUGGAAUAAUAUUAUCUAUCGUUUUGGCGUGCCAAGGUCAAUCGUGAUGGACAAUGGGACCAACCUUGAUAGCAAGCAAGUGAAAGAGCUGCUGGAAGAAUAUGGAAUCAACCAGAAAACAACCCCACGAUGGCUGACUGGAGAGAGCCCAUUCGCUAUGGCAUAUGGCACCAAGACGAUGAUACCAGUCGAGCACUUGGUUCCAACUGUAAGGAGCUUGGCGUGGGAUCAAGAGCAGAAUGAUAGAAUGCUAAGGUUUAAUCUCGAUUUGCUGGAGAAAAAAAGGGAUGCGGCUGCAGUAAGGCUUGCCUCUUAUCAACAGACGCUUGUGAAUAGCCAUAACAAGAAGGUGAGGCACAAAGACUUCGCUCUUGGUGACCUGGUUCUGAAAAGGAAGGUGGGAAUAGUCAAAAAGAUGUUCUCCCCAUGGGAAGGUCCAUACAGAAUAGCAGAGGUCAUAAGGAAGGGGGCGUACGUCCUAGAAACUAUGGUAGGAAGGGUGGUCAAUAAGCUAUGGAAUGCUACGUCCCUGAAAAGGUACUACCAGUAG